AUGGGCAAGUCUCUCAUGGAUAAGAUCCAGGCCAAGCUGGAGCUCUUCCGCCUCGAGCAACGCUACACCCGCCGCCGUCAUCGACGUUCCACCUUCGUCUCCAACGCUGUUUACGUCGAUGGCGAGUAUGUCUACCAGACUCCCAACAGCACCGGCUCCUCCUCUGGUUCCUCAAACAUGGACGCUCUCCACGGCGACAAGGCUGGUGUUAACUCCCUGGCCUCUCCAUCCCCCGUCAUCAUUGAUGAGCAUCACUUCCCCUCUGAGUCUCAGCACCAGCAGCAGUUGCAACAACCGCAGAUGCCCACAGCUGAGCGUAAGCGUCUGAACCGCUUCAGCUCCAUCCCUCAUUUUGGUGGCUCAAGCAACAAGCAGAUGCCCAGCAUCCAAGAGCGAAGGAGCAGCAUGAUCCGAUGA
Molecule: messenger RNA, 417 nt
Organism: Fusarium sp. VM40
Lineage: Eukaryota; Fungi; Ascomycota; Sordariomycetes; Hypocreales; Nectriaceae
Source: the annotation of a GenBank genome assembly